Messenger RNA from Racocetra persica, 309 nucleotides. Lineage: Eukaryota; Fungi; Glomeromycota; Glomeromycetes; Diversisporales; Gigasporaceae. The record is from the annotation of a GenBank genome assembly.
AUGACCGAACAGGACAAAAUAACAGCCUUAAUUAUUAGCACCAUUUUAGGAAUAAUCGGUAAUAUUCUUGUGAAAGAUGUGAACGAGGCAGGAGAGAAAUCGAUUGGUGUAGAACCCUCACCCAAUAAUUUCGUAGAACCCAAACCAACUAAACAAAAAGUAGAACCCGUAGAACCCUGUCAAACUUUUUCUGAUGUAGAACCCGAAUUAGUAGAACCCAACAAGAAUAGUGAACCCCAACCAAAAGCCGAAAAUGCUAACUCCAAAAUAAUCGAGGGUAAGGAAUAUGUUUUUAUCGAAGGUCGUUGA